Phyllopteryx taeniolatus (common seadragon) is the source of this 3816-nucleotide messenger RNA. RefSeq names its product C-Jun-amino-terminal kinase-interacting protein 4. The record is from RefSeq and is a predicted model, not a curated record. Gene Ontology annotation, biological process: vesicle-mediated transport. The transcript has 28 exons. Bases 270 to 3236 code for a protein of 988 amino acids. Lineage: Eukaryota; Metazoa; Chordata; Actinopteri; Syngnathiformes; Syngnathidae. Gene Ontology annotation, molecular function: kinesin binding; signaling receptor complex adaptor activity; MAP kinase scaffold activity. Gene Ontology annotation, cellular component: cytoplasm.
AUCCAAACCCCGCCCCUUUUAUCUAACCUGCCUAUGUGCAGUGUAAUUGACACUUCCCCCCACCAACAACGAAUAAACGAGCGAAAGUUGUUGAAGUCGUGAAAUAAAACACAGGAGGUCCCGGGAGUUACGCGUUGGAGACCCUGAGAAUGCCGACCGUGUCGAGUACAAGCGAAUCAUGACCUUUCAGAGGAUGGGUGGUGCUGGAGUUUGCACAACUCUUCCAAAACAAGAUAGAUUACGCGGAGUUGUAAAAUCACUCACAGCUGAUGCUGAGUGGGCGCAACGCUAAAAAGUCGAUGGAGUACAGUGAAAGAGAACUGUGCGGGACAGGGGAAGUGGAGCUCGAUCCCAACAUUGUCAGCGAGGAGGCGGGAAAGCUGUAUUCUGAACUACAGACAGUUAUUGAGACCCAUGGCGAGGGUGUGGUGGAGUCCCUGGUACCCAUAUUUGUGUGGGUACUGGAGGGGCUGGCCAGCUGCAAAGCCCAGCUGAGAGAGAGGGAGGACGAGGCGGAGAGGGAGAGGGUUGAACGAGAAGACCUGCUGGAACGAUACCAGACUGAGAAGGCGCAGAGAAAAGAAAGUCAAGAGAGGUAUUUGGAGCUGGAUGACCAAAUUGAGCAGGAAAGGAGAGCAAUGAAAGGAAGGGAAAAGGAGCGAGAAUGCAGAGAGAGACGCCUCGAGAAAAAAGCCAGGGCGCAAGCGGAUCAAUUGGCGGCCUUGGAGGAGCAGAAGUCGGCCCUGGGAAGAGAGCUGAGCACGCUGAGGCUUACACACAACAAGUUGGCGCACUCAUAUCGGGAGCUACUGGAAAAGAGGAAGGACUCCGAAAGAGAUUCACCCCUGAGGAAUCACACACAGCCCAAAAAUGCUGAAGUCCCAUCCACCCAAGUCUUGCCAGACUCAAAUUCACAGAGCCCACACUCCAACUCUGGUACUCUUUGUUUAGAAGAUACAGAAGCCAAGGAGGAGAAGGUGAUGGAUAUUAUAAAGUCUGCCUCAGAUCAGUUUGUCAAUGAUAUCAUAAGCUCCACUCCUGAAUUGAGACAGUUCCACGGCUCCUUGGAUGAUGCAAGUACCCCAGCAAGAUCCAACACGGAAGCACCUCAGACCAGCUUGGAGGAUGAGCUCAAGGAGGGGAAGCUGGGAGAAGAAACAGAAGGAGAGAAGCAGGAAGAAUCCAGGGAGACCAAGGUGGAAGAGGACGAGGAGGAGGAGCUGGACAGGGACAGUAUGGAAUGGGAACUACGCAACACAGACUCUGUUUUCUCUGAACUGUCAGAGCUAAGUCAGGAUUUUGUGGAGAGUGUGGACCAAGGGGCCAGCAUCAGAGGCAGUGCUGACCAGUUUGAGGAGAUUCUUUCUCAGUAUGAGGAAUUGAAAUGCACUCAUGAGUUAGUAGACGCUGCCCGCAAGGCUCUAAUAUCUCGGGUGAUGGAGCUGACGGACGACCGCUCUACUCUGAAACUGGAAGUGACCUCUCUCCGGGAAACGGUGUCACGAGUCGAAGGCCGGAUGAAGGAGAAAGAGGAGGAAAUUAAAAGACUCAGAGAAAAACUGGAGCGAUUUCAGUCGUCGGAUUCUGAAGCCUCAUUAGCCACAUCCAUGCGGCACUUCUCUCGCUCUGAAAUGGCUCGUGUGGUCAUGGAGAAGAACCAGUACAAACAGCGGCUGUUUGAACUGCAGGAGGCCAUUAGGCAAAGCCAGACACUCAGGGCAACAAAAGAAGAAAGGCUCACAGAGGAGAGGUCAAGUGUUUGGGCAAAGUUCAAUCGCUUUUUUGGCCUGAGCAAACAACCGUUGAUCCUACCUCGAGCAACUUUAACAUCAGCCACACUUCCUCCUCUCCCGACGCCUCAACAGCGACAGGAAGUCACUCAAAGUCAGGCCGCAUCAUCUGUCGCUGCAAUUUUAUCACCUCGCGCCAGGAGGAGGGAACUCUACAGAGAAAUUCGCUCACACAUUUGGGGAACGCUAGGAAAACAUCAACUGCACGGCUGGAGCGUGCCUCUGGCUAACACUCAGGAAUCUCAGGAAGCCGUCCCUGAGUCCAAAGACGUGCCGGUCUUAACGCAACUCAGACUCUUGGACCAAAGAGACUGCACUGCAAAGCUGAACUGUGCAGUGGCAGUCCCACCUGAGAUCUCAGGAGAGGCAACCUGUUCUGUGUGGGUAGUUUCUGGCCCCGCCUCCAACAGUGGCAUCACAGUGAUUGAUCCCGCUCGAUCCAACACUGUCCUGGAUCAGUUCAGCCUCCCCCCCACAGCUCCUGCCCUCUGCAUCUGUGCUGUGCCCCCCGUCGGGGACUCUCCAGGAACUGUGUGGAUUGGAACUCAGGAAGGAAGUAUAGUGAUACAUUCGGCCUCUGCAGGCAGGGGGCGCUGUCUGCACUCAGUUUCACUCUCUGAAAGCGUUCACUCACUCAAGUACUCCCAGGGUCAAGUUAUAGCUGGCUUAGGUGAUGGGACUUUGGCUUUCUUCUCAAGUAGUUCAGGUGGCUGGAACCUGCUGUCACAUUCAUUGAUGCCACUGGGCUCAAACCCCGUGCAGCCUAUUCGCUGCUGCCUUGCUAAAGGAGGACGCUUGUGGGUUGGAUAUUGGAACAGAGUCCAUGUGGUUGAUAUAAACAGGAGGAAGGUGGAGCAUGUUUUUCCAGUCUCUGAGCGUAGUGAACAGCAGGUUCGUUUCCUUUGUGCUGGAGGAAGUGGCGUUUGGACAUCCUGCAGACUCGACUCAGUCCUCAGACUGUUUGACUGGUCCACUGGAAGGCCGCUACAGGAAGUGGAUUUUGCUGCCUUGGUUACCAAAUCAUUAGGCCAAGUUUUCCUGACACUCACGCCUCUUCAGAUCUCCUCUCUGGCUGUCAUCUCUGGCCGCCUGUGGAUUGGCACGGCGGGCGGGGCAAUUGUCUCCAUCCCCUUGUCGAUAACGUCUGAAGCGGUUUCCAUCCCGUAUUGCUCCGUUGCGGCCGCCCAACUGUGUUACCAUGGACACCGACAAGCUGUCCGUUUCAUCAUUGCUGCACCAGGUUGCUUGAUGACGACCACUGGCAGUAACGUGACAAGCUCUCAUCUUAUCCUCAGCGGGGGGGAGGGCUACAUCAACUUCCGCAUUGGAGACGACGAGAGCGACGUGUCAGUCGAGUUGUCCCAAGCGACGCCGCAGCGUUUCGAACGCAGUCACAUGAUCAUUUGGCAGAAUUCCACCAUGCCUGUGCCCAGCUCUGCCCUCUGACAUGUCCUGGAUACAUUCAUCCAAAAAGUAGCCUUGUGUGCAUUUGCCGCAGCCAGCUUUAUGCAAAUAUGUCCCAAUUCUGUUACUUGUCUUUAUGCCUGAUACUUGAUAGCAUUAGUAAUGUUUUGAGUUUCACUGAGAUACACUUUAAUGCACACAUCUGCCAGAUCGUUGCAUCCAUGUGUAAUUUCAUGGUCAUUAUCUGUCCCCAAUUUUUGACUCGUGAAUGCAAAAGCAUCUUCUGUGUAUCUAUUUUCUUGUAAACUGGAAGCAGGGCAUCACUCAAUAUUUGGAUUUCUUUCAACUUUGUGCUUAAAGUACAUUGUGAAUGAAGUGCACAGUACUCCACAUUUUAAAAGUGUGCCAAUAUGGUAUGUAAGUACAUAUUUAUUUCUAUGAUCAUGUUCUUUGGAGCUUUGUUUUAAUGUUUUAAUAUCACCUCUAAAAAGCUAGGGGUUCAUAAUUAUUCCAUGCAUCAUAUGCAAUAUGUAAGUGCAAUUAUGCACAUGAUUACAACAUGCAGGAACUAUGGAGAAUAUAAAAUUAAUCUUGUACAUAAAAAUAGUGAUUUAUUUCAUAG